AUGAGCCAGUAGACUCGUAGACGACCGUAUAAGAAGUCAAGAGGAACCCAAGAGAAGACGUUCGGGUGCGGAUGCCAUCGUUGCUUUACUGGUCAGUCGUGGAACUGCUCUGGAGUCCAGAUCUGUCGAAGUUCUAAUCUUCCUUAUCAACUGAACUAAGUCUUGAUCCUGCAAGAAUCCAAAGGCCGAAGGCUCGUUGCUUCAAUCAAUGCAAAGGGUUUCUCCCAUUCUCUUUGGGGGUCAGAUCAGAAUUGUGGCACCUAAUGCCCCAUCAGAUCAGUUAUAGUUUUCUUUCUAUGCAUUGAAGUUGAUGAAGAACGACUGAUCUGCGAUUCGAGAGUUUUAACACAUUUCGGUGUAAAGAGACGGGUAGUGCGUAUAUCCAGAUUUGAUCUCCAGAGCUGCUGCUUUUGAGUACUAUGGAUUUGCAUUUGAACAAUCUCUUUGCCAGAUUCCAGCAGCAAUUUGGGUCCGGUCCUGGGCUUGGCCCUGGCUCAGGAACCUGUCUUUUGAAGGUCGAUGGAAUUGCUCCUGCUUUCAUCAAAUCGCUUUUCAAAGCUUCAGCAGCUCUUUACAGAACCGAUCCAUGGAAGAGAUUGCGACCUCGACACUUGUUUGGCGUCCGUGUUGGCAAAGACUCUGAUUGGACUGGUAAGAAGCAGCCAUUUCCUUGUGCUCAAUUUAUUGGUGGAGAAGGUGGGGAUCUUUGUUUCCAUAUGUUCCGAUCAGAUCACGAUGCACAGAAAAUGACGGGCUCCAGAGAAACAAUUCGGGUUCCCAAUGUUGAGGUCUUAAGGGUUUCUUACGAACUAGAGUCAUUGAUGUUCCCCUCUAAUCGAAGGAUGAUCAAGUCACUGUCAUUAGAAGUUUCAGGGACUGAUAGGUUUCCUGUCAUAGAUGUUACCCGUUGCACUUCCACGGGUGACCUCCAGUUCAGAAACCCAACACUCGAGGAGCUUAGGUUUGUCUUCGCAUUCAUGAAAGCUGUGGCUCUUGUUCACCCAUUGCUCCAGCAAGACAAAGAAGCUGCUCCCAAAUGGUCAAGGUUGAUGGUCUUUGAGCCAUUUAUUGAAACAGUUGAUGUGCAGUGGCCUCUGGAAAUGGCCAAGGGUUGGGACCUCGUUGCAGUUACAAUUGCACAUCCACCUGGUCAGGCCUAUGAGGAAAAGGCUACCUCACCUGCUAGCUCAACCCCAACCAAGUAUGCGGAACCACCCAAGGAGGAGUUUGUAGAUGUGAAGAUGAAUUCGGCUGCUGGGUUGAGGGAAUGCGCCAUGUGUGAGAAGGAAGUCAAUGGAGACCAGUCCUGUUGCAGUCGGUGCCGUGCGGUUGUUUACUGCGGUCCGGUUUGCCAGAAGCAGCAUUGGAAAGAGACGCACAAGGGCCUAUGUGGGCUUUACAAGGCCAUGAUGGAAAGAGAAGAAGAGCUGGCAAUGAAGAUCUUCAUUUUCCCCUGCUCUGUCGAGCAUCCUUGUAAAUGGCUUGAAUUGCUGGAUCUCCAUCAGAAGGGCAUGUGGAGGAGAAAGUGCAAUUGCUAUUCUCACUGCCCUUUUGGUCUUCUUCCUGUUAAAGGUGGACUAUGGGAUUCAUGGGGCAACCUAGAUGAUGAAGAGUAUCCGAAGGAUUCACCUUUUUCUAACCAUCUCAGAGAUGGGAUGUCAAGCCCAAUCCUUCUUUCUGGUUGGUCUGAGUACUACAAUCUCCGGUCAUUGCCAUUGUCAAGCCCUGUGGCAGUCAUACUCUCCCACCCUUUGACAGUGUAUCACAUAUUGACAACCCUCAAUAUGAGUACAAAGAAUCUUUUGCUCAAAGGGAAAGAGGUGAUACUGCACUACCUUGGUCCUGAAGGGGAGUUGGAUUGGAUGCCAGCAUUUGCAGAGAUUGGGCAUCUGCUCAAUGGAUUGGGAAAUAUACAGGUGGUCAUGGUUGGGCCUGAAGUUCCUACAAAUUUGUCGGGGACAGUAUCGGGCAUUAGUAGCAGAGUGAGAGUGAAUCUGGUCCGGGGUGUUUAUCAAGAGGAAGCCACCUACCUCCCUUCCCCUGAUGUUGUAAUUGCACUUAAUUGUGGACUGGAGAGUUACCCAAGCUGGAGUGCAGCACUUGACCUGAUCAAAUCCAAGAAUAUACCUGCUUUCUUCACUGAUCAGUCUGAAAUUUUUUGCACAAAUGCCAAACAGGUCCUUCGAGGUGCCGGACUACAUAUUACACACCCUCUAACACCCAACCCAUUCCGUUCUCCUGCAAGGAACCAAGGGCUUUCUACUAACCUGCCCUCAUACAGCAAUGGUUUUUUGCUGGGUGUGAAUUCUUGAUAUGGGACCAACAUAUUCAGAAUCUUCAUCUAGUUACAGAUUUACUGGUUGCUUAAAUCCAGGGUUUUGAUGAUAGAAAUGAGGCUGAUGGUGAGUUAUUUUGGUUUGGGAGAGAGUUCUUCUCUUCCCCAAUUGAAGCAGCAGGUAUUCAAAUGCUCUACCUCAUCUACAUUGUUAAGGUUUGAAGCAUGUUUUUUGAUGUCUGUACUUUUCAUUGGACUGAUAUCACAGAUGGAUCGUUUUUGUAAGCAUUAAUAUCUGAUCUUGCAAAUUGUAUUUGAUCUCAACAUAAUACCCUCCAUUUGAAUAUUGAUUGUUGAGGAGUUGAAGGCUUA
Macadamia integrifolia is the source of this 2647-nucleotide messenger RNA. Its product is annotated as zinc finger MYND domain-containing protein 15. The record is from RefSeq and is a predicted model, not a curated record. The transcript is spliced from 2 exons. The coding region runs from base 420 to 2312 and encodes 630 amino acids. Lineage: Eukaryota; Viridiplantae; Streptophyta; Magnoliopsida; Proteales; Proteaceae.